AGUGGUACCCACUCUUGCUGGGAGCAGAAGGCAUCACCAGAGUCGCUUGCAGCAUCGUUGCUACGCAUCUAUUGCUGCAGAAAUAUGGCCAGCCAGACCCAGGGAAUUCAGCAGCUGCUGCAGGCAGAGAAGAGGGCUGCAGAGAAGGUGGCAGAGGCUCGAAAACGAAAGGCCAGGCGGCUGAAGCAGGCCAAGGAAGAAGCCCAAGCUGAAAUUGAGCAGUAUCGCUUGGAACGGGAGAGAGAAUUCCAGCAAAAACAACAGGCGGCGCUGGGCUCGCAGGGGAAUCUGUCCGCAGAGGUGGAGGCUCAGACCCGCAAAAAACUACAAGCUAUGCACGGAGGGCAAGCUCGGGGCAAGGACCAGGUUUUGCGCCACCUUCUCACUACUGUAUGGAAUGUGCAGCCCCAAAUUCACCCCAAUUACCGCCUGGCUGUCUAAAGAGCCUAGUGCCCCUGCCUGCAGUUGGUUGGUGGACUUCUGAUGUGCUCCUUAUUCUCAACACGAUACGCUUUAGAUGCCCAAAUACCCAAGUCCCCUAUUUCCUUCCUAUAUCUUCACAGAAUCCCACAGGUCUCACAAACAGCCUGUUCUCCCUGAUGCUUCUCAUUCGUCCUUUCUCCUCCUUUCAUUGUAUCUUGGAUCAAGGCUGUGAAUUGCAUUUGAUAGUCAGAGUAAUCAAUCAUGCCCAAAAGAUGCAAAAGCAAGCAAUCAACUUUCUAUUCGUUACUGGACACUGACCGCACGCACACAUAGAAAGACACACACCAGUUUUCAAAGUACAUCUAUAGAUUAUUCUCUAUUCCCCAGGAUUACAGGUAGUCCUCAAUUUACAACCAUAAUCGAGCCUGCAAUUAUGGUUAUGUAACUGUGAUGGGUCAUUAAGUGACCGCUUCUGAUUUUAUUAUUUAUUUUUUUGUGGCGGUCAUUAUGCAAAUGCCAUGGUCAUAAAGUAAACCCAAUGCUUGUUAUCUCCAUUUUUUUUCCCUGGAAGUAAACUGGAAGUAAAUGCCGGUUUCCAACAAAAAAAAAAAGCAUUGUAACUCGUGCUUAAGCACCCACAAGCACACUGCAAUGAGCUAUAAGCAAGCCAGUUGUGAAGUAUCCAAAAUGCGAUCGUGUGGCUACAGCUGUGUGUAUGUGAACUUUGAAUCUGGAUUGUCACUUUUUCAGGGUCCGUCGGAAUUUUGAACAGUCGUUAAGCAACUGGACGUAGGUUGAGGACUACCUGUAGUUGUUUUGAUUUUUGGUUUUUUGGCUUAGUUUUCGUUUUUAAAGGGGCUGUAAAAUCCAAAUAGCUGAUCCCUAUAAAACAGAUCCACUUCCUUUCACAAACCCAGUGCUGGAUCUUUCCUUCUGUAUUGCACAAUCCUAUGGCACGAAAAGGUAUAUCCGGAAAUGUGAAGGUUGCAAGAUUACCCUUCUGUUACUUGCUACGUGUAUUUGUGUGCUGACACUGAGAGGUUCUAUUUCUACUCUGCUGUACCCUGCUUAAUUUGUUUCCCUCCUAUGAUCAA
Thamnophis sirtalis is the source of this 1517-nucleotide messenger RNA. RefSeq names its product ATPase H+ transporting V1 subunit G2 (gene ATP6V1G2). NCBI's taxonomy places the organism in Eukaryota, Metazoa, Chordata, Lepidosauria, Squamata, Natricidae. The record is from RefSeq and is a predicted model, not a curated record. Gene Ontology annotation, molecular function: proton-transporting ATPase activity, rotational mechanism; ATP hydrolysis activity. Gene Ontology annotation, biological process: synaptic vesicle lumen acidification. Gene Ontology annotation, cellular component: vacuolar proton-transporting V-type ATPase complex; vacuolar proton-transporting V-type ATPase, V1 domain; synaptic vesicle membrane.